Molecule: messenger RNA, 978 nt
Organism: Colletotrichum abscissum
Lineage: Eukaryota; Fungi; Ascomycota; Sordariomycetes; Glomerellales; Glomerellaceae
Exons: 3
Coding region: 1-978 (325 amino acids)
Source: RefSeq, a predicted model, not a curated record
AUGGGAGUACGGCGGGGCUCGAUGAUCCACGCAGCCUGGUCUUCGUGCCUCGAGGUAGUUGAAGUCAUCUGCACCGCCGCGGGUGGCGCGUGCAUGUUCUACGGUGUGGUCGUGGGCAUCCGUGAUACCCUCGAGUGGGAUUGGCUGGACGAUCGUCAAACUUUGUGGGUCUUUGAAGACGGAGAGUGCACUAAUGUAUGGCAAGAAUGCGUCGAGCGACCCCGAGCAAGCAACGCUGCUUGUGCGUCCCGUCUCCAGUGCAUCGUGGGUUGCUACGAGACCGAUGACGGCGCCAAUUUGUACGCCGUCAAAUGGGACGGCUACGCGUGUCCGACGUGGGAAAGCGAAGAGGACCUCUCCAAUUACGGCUGGUUGAUGGCCGAGCAUGAUGAGACUUGCCGUUGCGCGCCGCGCCUUCAGAGUCGCUGCGAACGGAACGAGUGGAACGGACGAAGUCGCCGAAAAGCGGGCCGAGUCGCGCCACUUGUUGAUUUGCGGCCGACCGAUGUAGUCUCAACGGCAGAGAUCUGGGUCGGAGACAGAGCAAGCCUUCCUCGCUUUAGGCCAUCGAUCCACUUGCAUUGCCAGCCAACCAUAAUGUCCCCAGAGACUUUGCAUUCUUUCGAUGUCACGUUCCGCCAUGCGCCGGUUUCGAAGUCACCAUCGAGGCAAUUUCAACACCACGUCAUCAACAGCAACCGACCUUUGUCUCAUCAAUCUGCGGUGGAGGCUCGCCCGGCUUCACACGCCGCAUUCCGUAACGAGAAACGCCAAACACGGCGUCCCACGGAAACUACCAGAGCAGAAGUCACCCUCGAUACAGGCUCCAUCAUCGACGUGGACGAAAGGGCAGAAUGCGAAGACUCCAGCGAAGCCAGUCAGCCCGGUGUGGAACCUCUUCAGUUUGUCCGACGCGUGGACUUGGACGGCACGGCGGCCGGUCGUUCUUUGAUCAGAAGCAUGUUGGAGAGGUUCUGA